GGUGGACAACUGUUUCUAUUGCAAACAGCUGUUUUCCAAUGCAUUGAUAACAAUUUAGCUCGAAAAUGCAGCGAACACCUCAACUGCGGCAGUUAAUGGGAUUUGCCAACCGGCAACUAUCGAGGAGCUGGGAGUUUCACAGCAGACACUUCGCGCAGCAGCAGCAGACUUUGCAGCAAAGCAGAUGGAGAAAAGCGCCCAUUUUGAGGAUGGGUUUUCUGCUGGCCGGAGCUGGUGUCAUCGCCUACGAUGGAGUGGUCAACGAGUUCACCUACUGCGGCUCCUCGGUCCGAUUUGUGCGCUCGCUGAAAACGGCCGCACUGAUUGCCAUCGACUAUCUGGGACUGAACGAGCUGGAUCCGGAGUAUGAGAGGAAGAUAAAAGCGUUGCACAAAAGUAGCGCUGAACGUUUGCUGGAUACGUGCCUGCUUAAUGGUGGCCUGUACAUUAAGGUGGGUCAGGGAUUCGCGGCCGUCAACCAUAUAUUGCCCAUUGAGUACACGAGCACAUUGGCCAAGCUGCAGGAUGAAUGUUUACCGACGUCAAAGGCCGAUGUACAGAAAGUGUUUCGAUCCGAUUUUGGCCAGUUACCCGAGGAAAUCUACAAGGAGUUCGAUUAUAAGCCGGUGGCAGCUGCCAGCCUGGCGCAGGUCUUCAAGGCGCGGCUGCCGAGUGGGGAGCAGGUGGCCGUUAAAGUGCAGUACAACGAUUUGCAGAAACGUUUUAUUAGCGACAUGGCCACCAUUAUCUUUCUGCAGGACAUCAUUGAGCUCAUCUUUAAGGACUACAAUUUCGGCUGGAUCUUAAACGAUCUGCGCAAGAAUCUGGUACAUGAGCUCGACUUCUGGCAUGAGGGCCAAAAUGCUGAACGCUGCGCCAAGGAUCUGCAAAAGCUGAACUAUGUACUUGUGCCGAAGAUCUAUUGGCCCCAUACCAAGACGCGAGUGCUGACCAUGGAAUGGAUGGAUGGUCUGAAGAUCAGCAAUGUGGAGGGCAUUAAGCGGCAGAAACUGAGCAUAGCUGACAUUGACCUGAAGCUAUACAAUAUGUUUGCCGAACAGAUCUUUAAGACUGGAUUUGUGCAUGCGGAUCCGCAUCCCGGCAACAUAUUCGUGCGUAAGAAUGCUAGAAAUGGCAAGGCGGACAUCAUAUUAUUGGAUCAUGGACUGUACGAGGAGUUGCCGGCGAACGUGCGUAUUCCACUCUGUGAUUUUUGGGUGGCCACCGUGAUGCGCGAUGAGGCAAAGAUGAAGGUUGCCGCCCAACAAAUGAACGUUGUUGACCAUUUGAAAUUUGGCGACGUGCUCUUCCAGCAGCCGGUACAAAUGCACGAAGGACCCAUUCGUAGCAAGCUGACACAAGAGGACAUUGACUAUGUGCAGAAGGUGGCCAGGGAAAACUUUGAUAUCAUAAUGAGCACCCUAAAGGAAAUGCCGCGCAGCUUGCUAUUUGUCGUUCGCAAUCUGAAUACUGUCCGCGCCAUUGGCAACAUGCACGGCGAUGUGGUCGACAGGCCGUGCGCGAUGGCUCGCCAUGCUCAGCAUUGUCUUUACGUGCAGCGUGGUGGAUCGCCGUUGGAAUAUUUAAAAUGGUUACAGCGACGCUUCUACUUUGAGUACUGCCUGUGGUCGAAGGCAUUCAGAGAGCGCCUGCUUAACUGGUAUUUAAAUUUUCUGUAUAUUGUGGGACGUGCACCGCCAUCGGCCAGGACACUUAUGCGAGACAUUAGGAAACAGGAUCAGCAAAUGUUGACAUAAUAAUAAGAUGCAUGCAAAACAGUUUUAUAUUUUUCUAAAUCGAUUGUUAAUAGGUCAAUAACUAAUUUUACUGUCAGCCGACAAUAUCUAUUCCAAUUUAUUAGCGUAAUAAAUGCCAUUUGAAGCUUCCAAUGUAA
Messenger RNA from Drosophila grimshawi, 1894 nucleotides. RefSeq lists its product as uncharacterized. The coding region runs from base 66 to 1757 and encodes 563 amino acids. NCBI's taxonomy places the organism in Eukaryota, Metazoa, Arthropoda, Insecta, Diptera, Drosophilidae. The record is from RefSeq and is a predicted model, not a curated record. The transcript has 5 exons.